GCGCCGGUAUUGAAGCAGCUUCGCGCUCAGACUGUGGAUCCGGAUCGGGUCCGGGUCCGGUUCCGGGUCCGUCUGGUCCGGGUUCAGGUGUGAAUGUGUGCUGCUCAGAGCGGAACCGAACCGAACCGGAACGUUUGUUUGGAGUUUAAUUUAGAGAAGAAUUAACGUGGCGCCAACAGGUGGCUCUGAGAGGAUCCAGAAUGUCCGGAUCCGAUCCUCCAAGAUCGGGACUCAAGUCUGUCAGAAGGUCCCCCAGACUGUCCCCUCAGCAGGCCUCCAGCAGCAGCAAAGACAAAGACAGCGGGAAAGGAGGAGGAGGAAGCAGCCUGCAGGAGGUGAAGCGAAGAGGCAGGAUGGAGCGGAGCAGAGAGGAGCAGGAGGAGGAGCUGAGCGGCAGACUGCAUUCACUGAAUCUUUCCAGCACGUCGGCAGCUACUGGAACUGGCCUGGUUUACUCCGAGAUCUUCACCCACCAUCAGAACCAGUGGGAUCCCAGUCAUCCAGAAUGUGCUGGCCGAGUGACGUCCAUCAUGGAGGAGCUGGAAAGUCAAGAGCUGCUGUCUUGCUGCGUCCGAGUGGAGCCCCGAGAUGCUACAGAGGAGGAGCUGCUGCUCGCUCACACGAAACAACACGUGGACACAAUCCGGGCGACUCAGACGAUGACCCAGAGUGAACUCCAAACUCUGUCGGAAACAUUCGACUCUGUGUACCUGCACCCCGAGACCUUCAGUGUGUGUGUGUCGGCAGUGGGCUCGGUCCUCCAGCUGGUCGAUCGGGUCAUGACCUCGGAGCUCAGGAAUGGGUUUGCCAUUAUCAGACCUCCAGGUCAUCACGCUCAGCCGAACGAAUGCAACGGCUUCUGCGUUUUCAACAACGUGGCGAUCGCAGCUCGAUACGCUCAGACCAGACACGCCGCCAGAAGGGUGUUGAUCGUGGACUGGGACGUCCAUCAUGGUCAGGGUAUCCAGGGCCUGUUCCAAGAUGAUCCCAACGUCCUGUACUUCAGCGUCCACCGGUACGAGCGCGGCUCUUUCUGGCCUCACCUGCCGGAGUCGGACAGCGUGGCGGUGGGCAGCGGACGAGCUGAGGGCAGAAACAUCAACCUGCCCUGGAACCAGACGGGGAUGAAGGACGGAGAUUAUAUCACCGCCUUUUUAAAGCUGCUGCUGCCUGUAGCCUGUGAGUUUCAGCCUCAGCUGGUUUUGGUGUCUGCAGGAUUUGAUGCCGCUGCUGGAGAUCCGAAGGGGGAAAUGUGUGUGAGUCCUCAGGGUUUCCAUGUUUUGACCCACAUGCUGAUGAGUUUGGCCGAAGGUCGUCUCGUUCUUGCCCUUGAGGGAGGUUAUAACCUGCAGGCGACAGCAGAGGGCGCCGCAGCCUGCGUCCGAGCUCUGCUGGGAGGGCCGUGUCCUCCUCUGACUUCACCCACCGCUCCCUGUGACAGUGCUCUGCAGUCCAUCUCGGAAACUGUCUCAGCUCUAUAUCCACACUGGGCCUCUCUGCAAGUGCUGGAGGGCGCUUCGCUGGCCACAGGAGGCGUCUUCACAACCACGUCCAUAGAGAAAAGCGCUGCUGGUCCGCCCCCCUCUGUUGCCGCGGCGACGGGUCUGGUUUAUGAUGAGAAAAUGAUGGAGCAUUUGAACAUGUGGGACAGGCAUCACCCCGAGCAGCCGCAGAGAAUCUUCAAGAUCUUCUCCAAACACCAGCAGCUGGGAUUGGUGGACCGUUGCCGACGGAUACCGGCCCGCCUGGCGUCAGAGGAGGAGCUGUUGAUGUGUCACAGUGUGCAGCACUUGGAGCAGAUGAAAGCGACGUCCACCAUGAAGCCCAGAGAUCUGCACAAACUGUCAGACAAGUUCAAUUCCAUCUACAUCAACAACCAGAGCUUCCACUGUGCUCGGCUCGCCGCCGGGAGCUGCUUCAGCGCCGUGGAGCAGAUCCUGAGCGGGCAGGUCAGUAACGGCGUGGCCAUCGUGCGUCCUCCUGGUCAUCAUGCUGAGAGAGACGCCGCCUGCGGUUUCUGUUUCUUCAACACGGCUGCGCUCGCAGCUCGCUUCGCCCAGAAGAUCUCCCACGAGCCUCAGCUGCGAGUCCUGAUCGUGGACUGGGACGUUCACCAUGGCAACGGGACGCAGCACAUCUUUGAGGAAGACAGCAGCGUCCUCUACGUCUCCCUUCAUCGCUACGACAACGGAGUCUUCUUCCCGUCUUCGGAGGACGCGGCGCCUGACAGGGUGGGCGUGGCCGCAGGGGCAGGGUUCAACGUCAACGUGGCGUUCAGUGGAGGACGGAUGGGCGACUCCGACUACCUGGCUGCCUUUCACCAUGUCGUCAUGCCGAUCGCGGCCGAGUUCAACCCAGGCCUGGUUCUGGUGUCGGCCGGAUUCGAUGCUGCUCGGGGCGACCCGCUGGGCGGAUACCAAGUGACCCCUGAGGGAUACGCCCACCUCACACACAUGCUGAUGGCACUGGCUGGUGGGCGGGUCCUGCUCAUUCUGGAGGGGGGCUACAACUUGACCUCCAUCUCCGACUCCAUGGCGAUGUGCACCCGCACGUUGCUAGGAGACCCUCCUCCAUCCCUGGUGACGCCACUGCCGCCUCCACACCGUAACGCCACGCUGACCAUCAACGAGGUCAUUCGCCAUCACGCCCCCUACUGGAAGUCCCUGAGGAUCCACAUUCCAGAGUCUGUUAAGGCAGCACUGCCACCACCAAAGCAUCGUGGGAAGCGUGGCUCUCAAGGAAAAGGGAGGAAAUCAGAUCAGAUUGGAAAUGACAAACCCCUGCUGCCCCCUUCUGGACCGGAGGACUCCACGACGGAGCAGAGUCUGGAUCAGCUCACACAGGGAUUGGCUGGUUUGGACAUCAGUCAACUCUCUGCCAGUGACGUGCCGGUGACGUCCACUCCAGUGGGCGGAGCCCGGCCGAAGAUCCGCCUCGGCCCUGAAGUGAAGGUGGAGUCUGGCUACAUCACGUCGGAGCUCAGCCAAUCGGAUGAGAGUACGCUGCCUCAGCCUGUUGCCACGACGACGCAGGACUCGGUUGCCACGGAAGAGACAUCAGUACCUGCAGCGGCGGCGGCGGCUCCAGAGACAGAGGCCGCACCAGAGACGGAGGGCGCGUGUGGAUGGUCGAAGCCUGAAGUGUCUCUGGAGUUGACGUGUGGAGCCGAAAUGGGCGGAUCCACGCUCUACGUGGUCGACCCCCUGCCCUGGUGUCCUCACCUGGACGCCGUUAAGCCACUCCCACCAUCAGGUAUCGACGUCUUCCUGCCGUGUCAGGACUGUGGCGCCGACACCGAGAACUGGACGUGUCUCACGUGUUACCAGGUGUUCUGCGGUCGCUAUGUGAACGAACACAUGGUGACUCACGGCGUUGUGUCCGAACACCCCGUGGUCCUGAGCUUUGCCGACCUGUCGGUGUGGUGCUACCUGUGUGAGGCCUACGUGCACAACCAGAUUCUCUUUGAAGCUAAAAACGCAGCUCACUGUGCCAAGUUUGGAGAGGAGAUCCCACCGUGGAGCUAGAACAGCCACCACAGGAAGCCCUCGUUUUUCUCCCUUCAUCUUUUCUCUGUUUUUUAUUGGAGAGUUCACCUCAUCAACACCAGCAGUAUUGGUGCUUUGUUGGAAGUUUUGUCGAAGUUAGUAACAUUACACUUGUUCCCAAUGCUGCAAAAUCCACCGUAUGCAAUUUUACUCUUGUAAAAAGAACCCAGCAACAUCCAGCUGCCAACUAGCAGAGAUCUUUGUCCUCAUCAUCAUCAGCAGCAGCAGAUUGUUGGUGGAAGUUCUCUGAAAAUGUGAACAGUCACCAGCAACACACUCUGGACACUUCACUGAGAAGAUUCUGAAAGGAAAAACUGCACAUGAAGGAAGAACACACUGAAGAGAAGUUUUUACCUAUCAGUAGCCUCCAAACACACAAAUGCACAGAAAUGUUUUUAGUUUUAUUUUUAUUUUUGGAACCAAAUGACCGUCUCCAUUUUUGAGCUACUGUUUUUCUGUAUAUAGUUUGAAUUUUGUGAUUGUGGCACGAGAUGAGUGAUGCAACGUUAACAACUAUGAUGGACACAAAAAAAAAACAAGUUUAUUCAAUAAAAGGUUUUG
Salarias fasciatus (jewelled blenny) is the source of this 4106-nucleotide messenger RNA. RefSeq names its product histone deacetylase 6 (gene hdac6). Bases 201 to 3524 code for a protein of 1107 amino acids. The record is from RefSeq and is a predicted model, not a curated record. The transcript has 29 exons. Gene Ontology annotation, cellular component: histone deacetylase complex. NCBI's taxonomy places the organism in Eukaryota, Metazoa, Chordata, Actinopteri, Blenniiformes, Blenniidae. Gene Ontology annotation, molecular function: histone deacetylase activity; zinc ion binding. Gene Ontology annotation, biological process: epigenetic regulation of gene expression.